CGACCAAAUUCCGGUUAUCGAGUUAACCGACCGGUUAAUCGGGAAAAGCGGCAAUCGAACCUGCACCCAGCUACCGUUGUGGAAGUAAGCGGUUGAGAUGCAUACAUGGUUAUCUUCCAGCAAUUUGUGUUAUUGGAACUCGUUGGUUUAUAAGUAAUAAUAUGGUGUCAGAGCUCGUUUGAUCCUGAGGUUACUUGUUCAAAGUCUUAAAGCAUAUAGUAUAUAGUAUGACAGACAUGUGCAAAUUUCAAAGGUUAUGAAGUUGGCUUUUUUUUCAAGGGGGUUAUGCAAAGAAGUCGUUAAGAUCUAUACAUGGACUUCUUCCCAACAGCUAGCUAGCUCUAGUUAUUAUAGGACUAGUAGUUGAUUAACAAUAUGUUAUCGGUCGAGGGAGCGCUUCUUUGAACUUCAAUCCCAUGCGAGGUGACUUUCGUUCAAAGGGGUUGUAUAUAUAAGAUAAUGGUUAAAAUCCAUACAUGAACGACUCUCCUAACAACUCAAAUUAUUAAGUACCAAUUGGUUUAUGACAUGAUAUCUAUAAUAAUGUUACAAUAUUUUGGUAUUUGAGUUCCCACGUACACUAACCGCACAUCCGUAUUGCCAAACUCAAAAUUUCCUCACUCUCGUGUUACAAAGAAAUUUAACAUCAGAUUUUAUACUUUGGCAAACCGAAAAUUUUCCGUUAAAAUAUGACAUGUUGCGAUCACGGACUUGAUGUAACGAUAAUAUUACUGAUCUUGAACCUAAAGGUCACGUCACAGCUUCGAAAGUCAAAUAACAAACAAACUAUAAAUAUACAAGUGUUAAAUGUGACCACGAAAAGACCGAUCGAUGGUUUUCAGAAAUUUAUUGGGCAUUAAUGUUAAUGUGACCACCAAAGUACUGCCAAGUGCCAACCAUCUUUUAUUUCUUGCAUUAUUUAUGUUGAAUGGACCAUGUGCAGCUUUUCCUUUGACUUGUAUCUCUUUGUCAUUAACAAUAACGUACAAUGGCUUUUGACUUUUGAGCCAUAUAAUAAUAUAUACUAACCUAAUGGGAGAUUUUCUCAAUGCAUUAGUGUCAUACUAAUCAAAUACCACGAAAAUAAUAAUAUAUAUUGGUGUUUAUUUUCAAUUAACGUUAGUUAGUCUAACAUGUUACAAAAAAUAACAUUUGAAGAUUUGUUAUAGUCUAGUCAUUCAGAUCCAACUAUCCAGCCCAAAAAAUAGAUCUGUCGCGGGCGCACAUUGUGGAUGAUUCAGUACGACCAUAACAAACCUGUUUGAAUAUCUUGCGAUCGAAUUCAUCACACGAUACGCGCAACAGGUUUGUUAAUUACAGUCUAUAUAAGUACGUACCCAGACGAAUUCCAAGAAAACGAAAUCUCCGAAUUCGUCACAGUUCCUGCGAGCACGCACAACAACGAUUCGGGGGGAAAAAAUGUGGAUCAGUACUCUACCGCUACGAUUUCUCGCAGUGAUCUUCAUUGCGAUCGUCGGUACGUCCACCGCCGCCGACCAUCAUAACAAAAAAGUAGUUCUUCCGGCCAACGUGAGGGGCUUCUCAUUCCCGUACCACUUCUGCAGCUCCGCCGCGAUCGAUCCGCGCAGCGACCUCGGCCGGGCUCGAGCCAACAUCCUCACCGACGUCGUGAAGCUCCACUGGACGCCGAGGCACCGGCAGGAGCAGCUGACGUGCGUCAGGACGACGGUGGGGACGUCCACCGUGGGGGCCCGGGCCGAGUGCCACAACGACCCAUCGACGAGCUACUGCAACGAGUGCUUGGUGGCGGCGAAGAUUUAUUUGGAGACAAACUGCCGGUACUUCGCCGGCGGGAGGGUGAACGAGCAGGACAUGACUUGUACGUUGCUGUUUGGCGAUUACGACAUUUGUGCUGCCUAAUCGAUUUUAGGGUUAUGGAUUAGGGGGAGGAAAUAAUUUUAUUUUAAAUCGUAUCGGAUGAGUCAGCAGUAGGGUGUUUUUGUGUGUAAAAUCGUUUUGUAGCGGUGAGAUUGUAAACCACAAUUUGGGAUUCGCGGUAGGCGGGUUUUUUUUGUCGGUCUGGCCAUCGGUACGGUACGAUUUGGUAGACUCUGGAUUUUAUGUCGAUUGUGAUUGUAUUUCAUUAAGUUGUUUGUCUUCUUAAUAUUAAGAUAAUUAAUAAGAAUUUAUUGAUAGACAUGGUGCAAAGUGUUGGUAUAUAUGGUUAACAUAAUGUGGUUUUUUAUUUGAAUUGAGAAGUUUGUUUAGGUUUUUUAAAAAAUUCGAACUAUACAUACUCUCGUUUAUAUUGUGAGCCACGUCCCAAUUAAUAUGCUCAAACAAAAAAGAAGUACAUAAGUUUAUCUGUGAUUUCUGAAUUUUAUUUAAUGGGGACGAUUGCUAAAAAUACAUAUCAUAAUUUUAUUUUUGUUGAUUCCAUAUAACGAUGACAUAUUUUUGUAUUCUUAAAACAUUUUAAACUAUAUAUAUAAAAUCAGGGAAAAGAUGUUUCUCUUAAUAUACUCAACCAAAUAAUUAUUCAUAAUUCAAUCAUUCCACCGGAGGGUGUUAUUCUCCUUGGAUGAUGGGUUCGUCAUUGUUCUGUAAAACCACUAAUAUAUUAUGCCAUUAAUCAUUAAUGUACACUUUACAGUAGUACAAUUGUUUUUUUCCCCUCAAAAUGUAAAUUACUAAAUUGUAAUUGGUUCAAUCAAACGAUAAUUGGUUUCCACAAAUGUUAUUUGAUUUACAACCUAGUGUGUAUAAGUUUUUUCACUCAAAAAAGCAAAAUAACUAUUCGUAUAAUGUUUGUUCUUCACAAAGAGAGAGCCAUAACCCUUUCAAUAAGUUAGAUGAUAGUUGUUAGUUGCUACUAAAAGGGUAGCGUCGAGGGAAGAGCAAGCCACUAUAUGAUUCAAACAUGCAAUAUCUAAGUUGAAAAUUAGAGAUGAUACUGCUAUAUCAAAUCAUUAUUCGCUCAGAGAAUGAUUUUUAUACUAUAUUAUAUACAUAAUAGAUUUGAAAUCGUAUAAAAUCCACAGUCGCGCCAUUUGUUAUGAGACAAUUAAUCCAAGUCUCACAUCGCCAAUACAAGGGAAAUGACCCUUUGUUGAUAACUGUUCACCUAUAGUACGAGGCAUUUAGAGAAAAAAAACCCAAAAUAAAUCCAUAUAGACUCGACUCAAAAGAGAACAAUAAUGUACAAUUGAAGCACCCAUUUUCAACAUCAUUAUUAGUACAAGUAAAAUCCGUUGAAAAUGCGACACACUAAUCUCCAUUUUUAGUAAAUUACGCAAAUGAUCUUGUGCAUCUUUGCAGAGUCAACUGAUCACAAUUGCUCUAAGAUUAGUUUAGAUUGAUAAAAUUGUGAACAUAUUGUGGAUGAUUCAGUGGCCGCAUCACCACGAACCCACUGUAUCGUGAUCGACUUCAACCACGAUAUGUGAUGUUAGCGACUUUGUUGCUUAGUCUUCAAAUUUCCUUUAUGGGCCGUGGUCCAACUAUAGCUUGUUUGGCAGACCGAAAUCAGAGAAACAACUGGAAAGAAGGCAAGCUCUACUUGGCCCAAUAGAGAAAAUCCUAACGGGCAAGGUCUAACAGCAGAUCCUCUUCUAUAUUUGAUAAUAAUGGUCACCGGCGGUCACCAUUUCCAGGAGUUCGUAAAAGAUGAAGCGAUGGAAGAACCGAUUUCCGCUAUUGUAUUCAAGAAUCACUACUUGGAAAUUACGAACGAGAUGAAAAUGAAUGAAACCUUGUGUUGACACCUAAAAUUAAUUUGGCCUGAAUUA
Molecule: messenger RNA, 3749 nt
Organism: Linum trigynum
Lineage: Eukaryota; Viridiplantae; Streptophyta; Magnoliopsida; Malpighiales; Linaceae
Source: the annotation of a GenBank genome assembly